Messenger RNA from Dicentrarchus labrax (European seabass), 2313 nucleotides. RefSeq names its product tripartite motif-containing protein 16-like. The transcript is spliced from 2 exons. Bases 236 to 1495 code for a protein of 419 amino acids. NCBI's taxonomy places the organism in Eukaryota, Metazoa, Chordata, Actinopteri, Moronidae. The record is from RefSeq and is a predicted model, not a curated record. Gene Ontology annotation, molecular function: zinc ion binding.
ACACUGAAGUUACUCUGCUGCACACUUCAACAGAAGAGGAGGUUACUCAGGGACGAAGCAUCACCUCAUCACUCUCAGGGUUAUUUCUCUGGAUUUUAAGAUCUGCAGUUUGAAGAUGUGUUCAACCAUCAUGUGAUGAAUUGACUGACCGAUCUCAUUAACUGCAGAAACCAUUGCUGUUUACUUCAGGGCGCUAACUAGUUGGAGUACUAAGAACGUGCCACGGAGAGGUGAAAUGGCGCAGAAAGAAGUUCAACUGGACCGGGAAACCAUUUCCUGUCCCAUUUGUCUGGAUCUACUGAAGGAACCAGUGACUAUUCCCUGUGGACACAGCUACUGCAUGAACUGUAUUAAAACCUGCUGGGAUGAACAAGAGGGGAAGACGGUCAACAGCUGCCCUCAGUGUAGGCAGACCUUCAUACCAAGACCUGUCCUGGUGAAAAACACCAUGUUAGCAGUUUUAGUGGAGGAACUGAUGAAGACUGGACUCCAAGCUGCUCUUGCUGAUCUCUGCUAUGCUGGACCUGAAGAUGUGGUCUGUGAUGUCUGCGCUGGGAGAAAACUGAAAGCCCUAAAGUCCUGUCUGGUCUGUUGUAUCUCUUACUGUGAGAAACACCUUCAGCCUCACUUUGAAUCCCCUGCUUUUGAAAAACACAAGCUGGUGGACCCCUGCAAGAAGCUCCAACAGAACAUCUGCUCUCUUCAUGAUGAGGUGAUGAAGAUGUUCUGCCGUACUGAUCACCAGUCUAUUUGUCAUCUCUGCUCUAUGGAUGAACAUAAAGGCCACGACACAGUCUCAGCUGCAGCAGAAAGGACUGAGAGGCAGAGAGAGCUCGAGGUGAGUCGACAAAACAUCCAGAAGAGAAUCCAGGACAGAGAGAAAGAUGUGAUGGAGCUUCAACAGGAGGUGGAGGCUAUCAAUCUUUCUGCUGAUACAGUGGUGGAGGACAGUGAGGGGAUCUUCAGCCAGGCGAUCUGUCUCAUGGAGAAAAGAAGCUCCGAUGUGAAGCAGCAGGUCAGAUCCCAGCAGGAUACUGAAGUGAAUAGAAUCAAAGAACUUCAGCAGAAGCUGCAGCGAGAGAUCACAGAGCUGAAGAGGAAAGACACUGAGCUGAAGAAGCUCUCACACACAGAGGACCACCAUUUUCUGCACAACUGCCCUGCACUACCCGAACCCAUUGAAUCUACAGACUCAUCCGGCAUCAGAAUCUGUCCUCAGAAGUACUUUGAGAAUGUAAAAGUGACUGUGUCACAAGUCAGAGAUAACCUACAGGACAGUUUAAAUGUGAAAUGGAAAAACAUCUCAGUGACCAAUGAGCCCAAAACCAGAGCUGAAUUCGUCAGCUAUUCAUGUCAAACCACAGUUGAUGAAAACACAGUACACAGGUUAUUGAUAUUAUCUGAGGGGAACAGAAAGGUAACAGCAGUGAGACCACAUCAGCCAUAUUCUCGUCACCCAGACAGAUUUAUUUUUUUGGCCUCAGGUCCUGAGUAGAGAGAGUCUGACUGGCCGUUGUUACUGGGAGGUGGAGUUGGGAGAGGCAGGGGGUAAUGUAGCAGUCGCAUACAACAACAUCAACAGAUCAGGGUCGGAGUGUGGAUUUGGAAGCUGUGACAAUUCAUGGGCUUUAAGAUAUGACAACAACCGUUAUUCAUUUUGGUACGACAAUGUCCAAACUCCAGUUUUAGGUCCGCCAUCCUCCAGAGUUGGAGUGUACCUGGAUCACAGUGAAGGUAUUCUGUCCUUCUACAGCAUCUCCACGACACACAAAACCAUGACUCUCCUCUACCGAGACCAGACCACAUUCACCCAGCCUCUCUAUGCUGGACUUGGUGUUAACUUACCUGUUGGAAACACUGGUGAGUUCUGUGAACUUAAUUAGAAAGAAGUCCUUCAAAAGGUUCUUCCCUAACGUUCAUCAAAGCCGCAAAACUCUGCCUUCAGCAUUGAUCCCUCUGUUUGCUCAGUCCAGUUGAGAUGUGAUUGUUAAAAAUGUUUAGUUUUACUUUAGUUCUAAUUAGUUAUUGUGUCAGGGGGUUAACUUAGUUUUUUUAUUUACUUUAUUUACGGAUAACAACAAAAGCUUUUUUUAAUGGAGUAAAUGGUUUUCCCUCUUAUAUGGGAAACAUGACACUGACAUGUUAACAAGGCCAAAAACUGGCUUUUCACACAGUGGUCUGACUCACUGCUCAUGAUGUUUUUUUGUUUCCCUGAACAGACUUUUCUCUGCGUGAAAAUGUAAACUAUUCCCAUUGUUUCUCUCUAUGGGUUUUUUGUCAUUAUAUUACAAUAAAAAUAUUUUCAAGAACAAA